AUGUUCAAAAACACCUUUCAGUCAGGGUUUUUAUCAAUUUUAUACAGCAUCGGAAGCAAGCCACUACAGAUCUGGGACAAGAGUGUGAGAAAUGGGCACAUAAAGCGUAUCACAGACCAAGAUAUUCAGAGUUCCGUCUUAGAAAUAAUGGGCACAAAUGUGAGCACCACUUUCAUUACGUGCCCUGCAGAUCCUAACCAAACCUUAGGGAUAAAGCUGCCCUUCUUAGUUAUGAUCAUAAAAAAUCUCAAAAAAUAUUUUACGUUCGAAGUGCAGGUGCUUGACGAUAAAAACAUACGAAGAAGAUUUAGGGCGUCGAAUUAUCAGAGUACAACGAGAGUAAAACCGUUCAUAUGCACAAUGCCGAUGAGGUUAGAUGAAGGAUGGAACCAAAUUCAGUUUAACUUGUCAGAUUUCACGAGAAGAGCGUAUGGGACCAACUAUAUUGAGACUUUAAGAGUCCAAAUACAUGCCAAUUGCAGAAUGAGAAGAAUUUAUUUCUCUGAUAGACUUUAUUCAGAAGAGGAGCUGCCGCCAGAGUUUAAAUUGUUUUUACCUCUUCAAAAACAAGCUUAA
Blepharisma stoltei is the source of this 576-nucleotide messenger RNA. NCBI's taxonomy places the organism in Eukaryota, Ciliophora, Heterotrichea, Heterotrichida, Blepharismidae. The record is from the annotation of a GenBank genome assembly.